Molecule: messenger RNA, 2386 nt
Organism: Xenopus laevis (African clawed frog)
Lineage: Eukaryota; Metazoa; Chordata; Amphibia; Anura; Pipidae
Gene: krt62.L
Product: keratin 62 L homeolog
Biological process (GO): intermediate filament organization; keratinization
Cellular component (GO): intermediate filament; keratin filament
Molecular function (GO): structural constituent of skin epidermis; structural molecule activity
Source: RefSeq, marked provisional
CAGAGGGGUUCUGUCUCCUUGACUCUCUGUUUCUGUACAUCAAUUUCAAUUUUGUUCAACCCAAAAUGAGUCAGUAUAAGCAGUUUAGUGUUCGAUCAGUUGCAACUUCAGGCAAGCCUGGCUUCAGUUCAUUUUCUGUGGCUAAGAGUGGUGGAGGAUUUGGAAGUGCUUCAGGAGGAGGUAGCUUUGGUAGCAGAAGUCUUUAUAAUCUAGGGUCAAGGAAGGUCAGUUCUGUUAGCUCUGCAAGUGGAGGUGGCUAUGGAAGUGCAGCAGGUGGUUUUGGUGGAAGAGUAAGUGGUUUUGGUGGUGGAGUAGGUGGGGGAGGCUAUGGAGGAGCUGGUGGUGCCUUUGGAGGAGCUGGUGGUGCAUUUGGAGGAGCUGGCGGUGGUGGCUUUGGAGGAGCUGGAUUUGGAGGUUUUGGAGGUGCUGGCUUUCCUGGUGGACCAUCAGCUGGUAUACAAGAAGUUACAAUCAACCAAAGUCUCUUGGCACCACUGAACCUGGAAAUUGAUCCAAACAUUCAGAGAGUUCGAGUGGAGGAGAGAGAACAAAUUAAAACUCUGAACAACAAAUUUGCUUCUUUUAUUGACAAGGUCCGGUUCCUUGAACAACAGAAUAAGGUGCUUGAAACUAAAUGGACCUUAUUGCAAGAACAAGGAGGCCAAGUGAAAGGGUCAAGAAAAAGCAACACUGAGCCUAUUUUCGAUGCCUAUGUCAACAACCUCAAGAGGCAACUGGAUGCUUUGCAAAAUGAUAAACUAAGGCUUGACGGGGAGUUAAGAAAUAUGCAAGACUUGGUCGAUGACUUCAAAAAUAAAUACGAAGAUGAAAUUAACAAGAGAACAUCAGCAGAAAAUGAGUUUGUUGUUAUUAAGAAGGAUGUGGAUGCUUCUUACAUGGGCAAGGUGGAACUGGAAGCCAAAGUAGAUGCUCUGACAGAUGAACUCAACUUCCUGAGGACCUUCUUUGAAGCUGAACUGGGUGAGUUGCAGGCUCAGAACUCUGACACCUCUGUUGUCCUGUCCAUGGACAAUAACCGAGCUUUGGAUCUGGAAAGCAUCAUCACUGAGGUGAAGGCUCAGUAUGAAGACAUAGCAAAGAAGAGCAGAGCUGAAGCUGAAUCUGUUUACCAGGACAAGGUUCAAGCAUUGCAAGCAUCUGCAGGCGAACAAGGAGAUGUUCUGCGCAAUACAAAGAAUGAGAUCUCAGAGCUCAAUCGUACAGCCCAGAGACUGAAAGCUGAAAUUGGAAAUGUGAAGAAACAGAUCGCCAAGCUGCAGGCAUCUAUUACUGAAGCAGAGGAGCGAGGGGAUCUUGUUCUGAAAGAUGCUCAAACCAAACUCGCUGAGCUGGAGGUUGCUCUGCAGAAGGCCAAGCAGGACAUGGCUCUCCAGUUGAGGGAAUACCAGGAACUGAUGAAUGUGAAACUGGCCCUGGAUGUUGAAAUUGCUACUUACAGGAAACUGCUGGAAGGGGAAGAGAGCAGGAUUAAUUCAGAUGUCAAUAAUUUCAGCAUCUCUGUCAUCAGCUCUGGAGGCAAAAGUUCCCUAGGAGGAGGAGGAGGAGGUGGAUCUGGAGCAGGCUUCGGCUUUGGAAGUGGUGGUGGAGGCUUUGGUGGAAGUGGUGGUGGAGCCUUCAGUGGAAGUGGUGGUGGAGCCUUUGGUGGAAGUGGUGGCAGUGCCUUUGGUGGCAGUGGCCUUUCCUUUGGCUCAGGAGGUGGCGGAUUCAGCUCCUCAAGCUCCUCAUUUGGUGGUGGCGUCAGCAGCGGUGUGAGAUUUUCUUCCAGCAAGUCCAGCUACAGGAGUUAAUCAAGUCAUGAAAUGAGGCAAAUAUCAGUGCCCAGAACACAAUAAUUCAUUGCCUGUUAAUACAGAUACUGCGCUUUCAGUUGCUGUAAACAUUCUGUUCUGCAGAUCCCAUCCUCAUGACUUUCUCUUUAAAGCAAACACAUGUUUCCACUAAGGCUUUUCCGCAAUAAGGUGCUGUCAUUCCAUACUUGUCUCUCAAGCAUUGUCUGUGCAGGAGAAAAAAGGAUUUAAAAUUUUUGACAAAAUGGUAAAAAAUAAACAUAAUAAAAAUAAUACAAUGCAAUGCACAUCCUUGUUACAAUGCCUCCCAAUUGUAAUCCUAAUUGCAAAUUUGGGGUUAUUCUCAUAUGUGGCAAUCCUGCCCCAUUUCUGCUUCAUAAAGGUAAAACGAUCGACGCAGGUCCCUGCAGUGGCACAAACAGAAGCAAACAUGAGCAAUCAUUGUUAAGCAUUUGACACCUUUUUUCCACCUCGAUUUGUAAAUUCCACCCACUAGGGGGAUAAUGUUAUGUUUCUGUAAAUGUGCACUGAGCUUAAGCAUUGUGGCACAAAUAAACAUAAUCCUGCUGCAAUAUAAA